GGUAAUGAUCGACAUCAAGGUACCAGGGCAAGCUACGUCAAUUGCCAUGACUUUUUCUCCGUGUUCCUCACCUCGUCCUUUUCUUAUAACCUAUAUUUGAGAGGAAGAACGACAGGUACUGACAUUAGAACCUCAAGCACAGAAGACGAGCGUCUGAUAAGAUUUGUCGGUAUUUCAGUGUCGUAUACUAUUAGAGACACCAUGGAUCCAGACAAGACCAGCACAGAUGGCGGAGAGAACAUGAGGGGUUCGAUAGGCGAGCAACCUCUCCUCUCAACACCCGACAUGGACCGAAGAAUCAGACACGCCUUCGACCGUCACGUUAUGCCCGUCGUCUGCUGUCUCUACGUCCUCUCGUACCUCGAUCGCGGUAACAUCGGCAAUGCCAAAACCGCCGGGGCACAAGAAGCCCUGGGCCUAAGCUCUGAUGACUGGUCAUGGGUUCUCAACUCGUUUUAUAUCGCGUAUAUCUUGUUUGAGUGGACGACUAUGCUCUGGAAGAUAUUUCCUGCUCAUAUCUAUGUCUCUAUUCUCUGUGUUUGCUGGGGAACAGCUGCGAUGUGUUCUGGCGCAGUGCACAAUAUGACCCAAUUGAUAGUCACACGCAUCUUCCUCGGUAUAUUCGAAGCUACGUUUGGUGCUGGUGCUCCAUUCUUCUUGUCUUGUCUAUACAAAAGAAGGGAACUGGGUCUUCGCAUGUCUAUCUUGCUUGGCAUGUCACCACUCGCGAAUACCUUUGCGUCUAGUUUAGCGUAUGGUAUCAUCCAUAUCAAAGGGUCUUUAGCCCCAUGGAGACUGUUAUUCAUCAUAGAGGGUGCACCGACUAUUGCUUUCGCCCCGGUUGUCUACUUCUUCCUAAUCGACUCCCCCGCAACAGCAAAAUUUCUCACAGAAGAAGAACGAUAUUUCGCUGUUCAGCGCGUACAAGGUCGCGAUGGCACCAAGAAAAACGUCAACUGGAGACAAAUCAUCGCUGGAAUAAUCGACUACAAGAAUUACGUCCACUCGAUUAUUCACUUCUGCUGUAACUUUUCUUUUGCAGCUUUAUCCAAUUUCCUUCCCACGAUCGUCAACGCUAUGGGCUAUAGUUCUAUCAACGCGCAGGGCCUCACAGCUCCAGCAUAUUUCGCUGCCUUUCUACUGUGCAUCGGAGCUGCGUUUGUGUCAGAUCGAUGUGGAAACCGUGGAUUCAUUGUAGCUGGCUUUGCUGCCAUGGCCACGGUCGGUUAUGGUCUUCUUGCAGGUAUUCAGGAUAUCCAUCGCCCAGGCCCCCGAUACGCUGGUGUAUGGUUCGCUGCCUGCGGUAUCUUUCCAGCGCUCUGCAUCAAUAUUACCUGGUUACUCAAUAAUCAGGGACGGGAUUCGAAGAAGGGAGCCGGCCUUGCGAUCACGCUGAUAAUCGGGCAAUGCUCGUCUCUUAUCAGCAGUUAUGUAUUUCCAAAGGAGGACGCACCAUUCUUUGUGAAGGGUUGCGCAAUCGGCUGUGGUAUGAGUGGAGCUAUCGUCAUCCUUGCUUUGUUCAUGCAUUUCGCCUUGGAGAGAGAGAAUAAGCGCAACGAGAAGCUUUAUGGACCUUUAGACAACGACGCUGAGGUGGAUGCUGUAGAGGAGGGCGAGCAGAGCAAGAACUUCCGAUACCUGACCUGAGUAGAUAAAGUUUCCAAUUAGACAUCAUCAUGCGUUCUCGCUUUCAACCUGCCCACCAUGUCAGCAUUAGGCUGUAAGGCAUAUUUGAAGGCGGAUCGGAGCACCCAACCAUAGCCUAAACGCCGCCUAAAUCCACAAAAGGUUAUCCUCAG
Messenger RNA from Fusarium redolens, 1799 nucleotides. Its product is annotated as major facilitator superfamily domain-containing protein. Gene Ontology annotation, cellular component: membrane. The transcript has 5 exons. Lineage: Eukaryota; Fungi; Ascomycota; Sordariomycetes; Hypocreales; Nectriaceae. Bases 202 to 1647 code for a protein of 481 amino acids. Gene Ontology annotation, biological process: transmembrane transport. Gene Ontology annotation, molecular function: transmembrane transporter activity. The record is from RefSeq and is a predicted model, not a curated record.